Molecule: messenger RNA, 2609 nt
Organism: Pseudogymnoascus verrucosus
Lineage: Eukaryota; Fungi; Ascomycota; Leotiomycetes; Thelebolales; Thelebolaceae
Gene: BUR1
Product: serine/threonine protein kinase, CMGC, CDC2/CDK sub
Exons: 5
Coding region: 329-2158 (609 amino acids)
Biological process (GO): protein phosphorylation
Cellular component (GO): nucleus
Molecular function (GO): cyclin-dependent protein serine/threonine kinase activity; ATP binding
Source: RefSeq, a predicted model, not a curated record
GGUUUGGCGAUUCACAAUUCCACUCAACACUUCGAUUUCUGUGGGCCUUGAAAUAUCCAUGGCCAUUGUUCACUUCGAUUUCACCUGCGACCUUCUUUCAUUAAGAACCUCUGUUUCUCAUUGAUUUAUCAUGCAGAGAAUAGGCCGACCACCUUGACUUGAUAAGUCUCGCCGUUCGCGUCGAUUUUGGCCCACCCGUUAAACCGCACACCACAAUCGCGAGCUCCCAGCCAAGAAUUGGAAAACCCCGACGGUUUUCCUGGCAGAGGAACCCGCAAUCUACGACUGACUCUUUACACCAUUUGAUCAAUAAAUUCGACCCGCGACGAUGUCGAGCUGGGCACAGCAAGCAAGCCCAGAUGCGAACGCGGUUUCGCAGGGGUAUACCAAUAUGAAGACGACUCGCCCUCCUCCGCCCACGAAGUCGUUCCACGGCUGCUCACGAAUACAAGACUAUGAAAUAUUAAGGAAACUUGGAGAAGGCACAUUUGGCGAAGUCCACCAGGCGCGGUCACGGAAAACUGGCGCUGUCGUUGCCUUAAAAAAGAUCUUGAUGCAUAAUGAGAAAGACGGCUUCCCCAUAACAGCUCUGCGCGAAAUCAAGCUAUUGAAGCUCUUGGACCACAUCAAUAUAUUGAGAUUGGAAGAAAUGGCCGUGGAGCAUUCUCAAAAAAGCAGUGAUAAGCGCAAACGAGCAAUCAUGUACAUGGUUACGCCAUACAUGGACCAUGAUCUCUCCGGGUUGCUGGAGAACCCUGGAGUGACCUUCAGCAUACCCCAGAUCAAGUGCUAUAUGAUGCAGCUUCUCAAGGGAACUGCCUACUUGCACGACAAUCACAUUCUUCAUCGCGACAUGAAGGCAGCGAAUCUUCUCAUCAACAACAAGGGAAUCUUGCAGAUUGCAGAUUUCGGACUCGCAAGACACUACGAAGGGCCAGUUCCCCGGGCAGGUGGCGGAGGCGGAGAGGCCGUAAGGGAUUACACGACUUUGGUUGUGACGAGAUGGUAUCGACCCCCCGAGCUGCUGUUGCAACUUCGGAGGUACACACCAGCUAUCGACUUGUGGGGAGUAGGAUGCGUUUUCGGAGAGAUGCUGGUGGGCAGGCCAAUUCUGUCGGGAGAAAGUGAUGCUAGACAGCUGGAAAUAAUUUUCGAGCUGGUCGGUUCGCCCACCGAGGAUAGUAUGCCAGGGUGGCGUGCGCUUCCAGGAGCCCAAGGCCUUCAGCCUCCACACAGAGGCCCUACAAUUGCCCAGCGGUUCAAGGAGUACGGUCCAGGAGCUAUAUCACUGCUUACCGACCUCCUCAAGCUGGACUGGCGAAAGAGGGUCAACGCGAUUGAUGGCUUGAAGCACCACUACUUUACCGAGAACCCUCUCCCUGCAAAUCCAGGUGAAAUACCAACAUUCGAAGAGUCCCACGAACUGGAUCGUCGCUCAAGGGGCGGACCAAAACAAGGUCUACCCCCCGCACCAAGAGGGUAUGCCGUGGGCGGCGAGCCAGCAAAUGCAGGCAACAGACCAUACGGCAACGGCGAUAACUACGGCGGCAUGAACCGAUCCCAUCAAAACGGCGCGCCUCAUCACGGCUCCGGAUACGCUCCCCCAAGGAAUCAACCACAUCCCAAUGAUCGGAGACCGGGCUGGUCACAUUCCCGUCCCGACAGCAGGUUACCACCGCGAGAUUACCCUCCGUCUUCUCAGACCUGGGGAGGCGGCGUCGAUGGAUCGAGAUCAGAUCGUCCGCAUGAGUAUAGAGACCGCGACAGGGACCGAGAUCGCGAUCACCUCCCGUCGAGGGCGCGGGGAGGCGGAAGCGCGGGUAUUGCGGGGAGGGAUGUGGAUACGUAUAUUCCGAGCUAUGGGCCUGAGUCCGGCCGACGCGAUGAGAGGCCGAGAGACGAGAGGCCGAGGGAUGAGCGACCAAGAGAUGAGAGGCCGAGAGAUGAGCGUCCGAGGGAUGAGCGACCGAGAGAUGACAGGAGGAGAUGGGAUGAGCGUGAUGACCGUCGCCACCCCCCUCACAGAGAGCGUCUAGACUACGAUGACCGCGCGCGCAGCGGCCGCACACGAAGCCGCAGCAGGAGUCCCCUACGAGACCGCGACCGGGAGCGCGUUCGGGAUCGGGAGUCACUUGAUCGGGAGGUGUACCGGCGCUGAGCAAGGCGUUGGGGAUGGCCGGAUAGAGAUGGUGACUACGAAGUUCUAGGGGUGGAUUUUAACAGCACAUGAUACUACGAAUGUUGCUGAGACGGAGUCUGUUGGGGGAAUGCGGGACGGUUUGACUUUUUGUCCUUCAUGACACAUACGCACGCACGUUGAUAUAUGCAAAUGUGUGGAGUUUAUUUUAUUUUGCUUUUGCAUAAACUUGGUGUCCAGGAGAAGGAUCCGUUGCAGGGGGGGCGGGUUAGCAUGGCACAACAGGAUGGAUCCUUAUAUGUACUUGUAUAGGAGUAAUAAAUGCAGAUAAAUUUUGCUCUGUAUAGCUAAGAAGCUGAGUCUCCGAGUAAUCCUAUAAAUCACUCCCGGAGUCCUCUUCGGGUAUUAUUUGAGACGAUAGGCCUCGUGGCUGUCGGCCUUUGUCGAGAUACCCUACGUUCUCUCGUGUCAA